AUGGUAGAAACUAGUGGAAGACGUGCGGUAGGAACUGAAGGAUCUCGUGUGGGAGGAGUUGGUGGAAAUCGUGUGGGAGGAAUUGGCGGAAGUCGUGGUGUGGGGCUCGGUCAAAGUCGCGCGGUAGGACUUGGUGGAUCCUCCUCAUCUUUGGGCGCCUCCUACAGUCAGGGCAGCUCCUUUUCGGUACCCAACUACAGCACCCGCUAUUCGGUGAAGGACACCUUCUCAGGCGUGGACAUCGACUCACAGGAGACCCGUCUCGGUGACCGCACCGAGGGCUCGUACUCGACGCUGCUUCCCGACGGCCGGAGGCAGAUCGUCACCUACUGGGUGGACGGCAACUCGGGCUACAACGCCAGGGUGACCUACGAGGGCGUGGCUCACCAUCCGCAGACCACGCCCCUCGGCUAUGGGCGGCCCGCCGCAGGGCUGGGCUCACUUGCUCUGGGCGCCUCUGGCGGUCCUGGCUACGGAGUUGGAGGCGGUGUGACCUUUGGUGGUGGCUCCGGACUGGGUUUAGGUGGUGCUCUCGGGUCUGGUUACCGAGGGUCGGGUGUGGCGUACCGCAGUGCCGCCGGCAGGGGCUACGGUGGACUCUGA
Amphibalanus amphitrite is the source of this 603-nucleotide messenger RNA. RefSeq names its product adult-specific cuticular protein ACP-20-like. Bases 1 to 603 code for a protein of 200 amino acids. NCBI's taxonomy places the organism in Eukaryota, Metazoa, Arthropoda, Thecostraca, Balanomorpha, Balanidae. The record is from RefSeq and is a predicted model, not a curated record. Gene Ontology annotation, cellular component: extracellular matrix. The transcript has a single exon.